Molecule: messenger RNA, 1048 nt
Organism: Dermacentor andersoni
Lineage: Eukaryota; Metazoa; Arthropoda; Arachnida; Ixodida; Ixodidae
Product: tissue factor pathway inhibitor 2-like
Molecular function (GO): serine-type endopeptidase inhibitor activity
Source: RefSeq, a predicted model, not a curated record
UGUAUUUCUCAUUUGACGGUGCAGCAGCUCUGCUUAGGCAACUGAAGCAGACGCUUAGCAAUGAUGCUUCUUGCCAACCUUAUCGUGCUGGUCUCCCUAAUAUGUGUGCAUGGCUUCAGCAUGUUCAAAAGUGGGAAAGGAACGAAUGGUGUAAAAGCUCCUCUGGAAAACCUUGCAAAACCGUGCAGGAAGCCGCCGUUUGUUGGCGUCUGCCAUCCAUUGAAGGAAGCUUGGUAUUACGAACAAAAUUCGAACUGCUGUAAAAUGUUGCAACCGGGCACAUGUGCAGGAGGCAACAACCUGUUUCCGACAAUGAAGAAAUGCAUGAAAGAGUGCAUGCCCCUCACACCAAGAAAUUCGAGAACCUGCCUUCAGCGACCUGUGGAAGGGACCUGUGCGCCAAUUCUUGUUGCUUGGUAUUUUGAUACCGAGAGCAGCUAUUGCAAAAUGUUCAACCAUACUAUCUGUGGUGGAGGUCCCAAUUUGUUUUUGACAGAGAUGAAAUGCCAGCAGGCCUGCCUACCAAAGGAAAAACCAAAGGCCUACUGUAGCAUGGCGCCAACUCCUGGAAAGUGCUGGGGCGGAAAGCGCCACUGGUAUUUUGACGAGAAAACAAACAACUGUUAUCUUUUUGCUGGCAAACGUUGCGGAAAAAAUAAUAACGCAUUUUCAUCGUACCUGAAGUGCAUGCAAAGAUGCAGCCAUAGGAAAGCUGUUGCCGGCCCAACGUGCACACAAGUUCAACAAAAUGAGCUACCUGCCCCUCAAAUACCAGGAAGUAUCGGCUACCCUGGCGUACCAAGCCUGCCAAGCCAAAACGACCUCCCCGGCGCACAAAGCCUACCAAAUCUACCAAGCACACAAGGCAAACCUGGUCAACCAGUGCUACCUAGUCAAAAUUUAUCGGCGCUACCGGGUCAAUAAAGUCAACUCCACCCAAAUUUUCAAUCUGUCCCUUAAAAAAACUGCUUCUAGCCCCUAAUGUAGGAUGAUUGGAGAACAUGCUCGCAAAAAUAAAACUGACAUUUCUUUUUCUCUUUCUACAAAA